AUGCUGUCAUUACUGUAUGUCACUACCUUGUUGGCAGUCCCUGCUCUUGCGUCCUUCGGUUCGAACCUGAACUACCGCUCUCCGUCGCUGCACCAUCCUGGCCUGGGCAUUUCUGUUCGAAAGGUGGUCAAGCGCAACGACCCAACCUCCUCCUUCAAUGCAUCUCAGCUGAACUUCACCCAUGGCGUUGCUUCUGGCGACCCAUAUCCGAACUCAGUCAUCCUCUGGACUCGAGCUUCCCCAAUGUUUGACGACGUAGAUGACAACUCUACCGUCUCCGGGCUGGUAGCCUUUUACAAUCCAGUACCAAUCUACAAUGACACAGACCAGCACCGACCUCCUUCUAAUGCUCCAGUCUGUCUGAAUUGGGCCGUUGCAACUGACGCCAAUCUCACGCAGAUCGUUACCCAGGGUACGGUCUACACAAGUUCCGAUGUUGACUAUACUGUAAAGGUCGAGGCCACCGGGCUGCAACCAUUCACACGCUACUAUUACCAGUUCACCGUAUGCAACUCGCAUGUGAAGAGCAUUGUUGGGAGAACCAAGACCACACCGAAUCCGACCGACGAUACUAGCAACGUUGGCAUUGCAGUCUACUCUUGCAGCAACUUUCCUUUUGGUUUCUUCAAUGCUUACGGCAAUCCAGUACGAAAGGAUUCUGUGGACUAUGUCAUACAUUUAGGCGACUACAUCUACGAAUACGCCAAUGGAGACUAUGGUUGGGGUCAAUCCAUUGACCGUAUUCCGUUGCCAGAUCGUGAGAUCUACACUUUAUAUGACUACAGAAAGCGUCAUGCUACCUACAGAACCGACCAGGACUUGAUACUCUCUCACGCUAAUUUCCCCUGGAUUGCUGUUUGGGAUGACCAUGAGGUCGCGGACAAUACAUACCGCGAUGGUAGUUCUGAGCUCAACAACACUGAAGCUUCCUUCGUUGAGGACGGCGGGGUAUCGGUCGACCAGCGCAAAAUGAAUGCCGUGCGGGCCUACUUUGAAUGGAUGCCGAUUAGACAGGUUGAGAUGGAUGACUCGCUCCGUAUCUGGCGGUCUUUUGCAAUUGGCAAUCUUGUUGACAUGAUCAUGCUCGAUACACGCCAGUAUGACCGCUCCAUCACUGACCUCUAUUGGAACACCGACUACGUUAACGAGAUCUCUAACGACGCCGGACGAUCGAUGAUGGGACCUCGUCAGGAAUAUUGGUUCUACAACUCAUUGAUGAGCUCGGCUAAGCGUGGUGCUGCCUGGCGGCUGAUCGGCUCACAGACAGUUUUCUCCCGCCUAAACGAAAGUGAAGCAUAUGGUAACGUCGAUCCUCUCGACUACGACGCUUGGGACGGCUAUAUGGCAAACCGUAAUAGGACGCUGCAAACCCUCUACGAUAACCAGAUCGGCAACAACAUCAUGAUCUCGGGCGACAGCCACGCCAACUGGGUUUCCGAUCUCGUCUGGCUUGAAGAGCACGAGUACGAUGAGCGCACUGGCAACGGCUCUAUCGGUGUCGAGUUUGGUGGCACUGCUGUCUCCUCUCCUUCGCCACGUGGACAGAAUGUCACUAUCCACUCUGCGAAUAACCACUCCACACUCCUCGUGGAGGCCAACAGAGAACUUCAGUGGUCCGAAAUCUACUAUCGCGGUUACUUCGAGCUACACUUUAGCAAGGAAGAGGUCACUGCCAACUACUUCGGCAUGCCGACUAUCGUGACUCGCAACACAGGCGAAAUCAGCCUUGCAAACUUCAGUGUUCAGAAUGGCGCGAACCGUCUACAGCGCUUUCACAAUGGCACUGUUGUGCAGACAUCUGUCGAGAACGGCUAUGUCAGAUUCGGCUCGACCUCCCAAACAAAUCUGACCAAUGCUACCGAUACGGGCAUGUGGUAA
Cyphellophora europaea CBS 101466 is the source of this 1878-nucleotide messenger RNA. RefSeq lists its product as uncharacterized. The coding region runs from base 1 to 1878 and encodes 625 amino acids. Lineage: Eukaryota; Fungi; Ascomycota; Eurotiomycetes; Chaetothyriales; Cyphellophoraceae. The transcript has 4 exons. The record is from RefSeq and is a predicted model, not a curated record.